AUGGGUGAUAAUAAUUCCAAUAAUUCUGAUGGCAUGCAAUUAUUGAAGACUCUUCUCACUGCAGACGUGCCAUCCGAAGGAUCUGUGAUGUAAUCUAUUAGAAAUAAAGUCAAUUCAUUGCUCAAUAACAAAUAAUAGAUAUCCAUUUUAUAAGAAUUACAAUAGGCAAAUCUUGAUAACGAAUUCAAAGAGAUGACUGACAAUACACUUAUGGGACUCAAUGCCAUAUAUUUUUCAUCUGUUGUCCUCACAUAAUUUAUGUUCACUCGAAAAGUCAGCAAAGUUGUUUUCCUUCUAAGUUGUGCUUAUUUCAACUUUUAUUUAAUCCAACCCAUUGAGAUUGAAUACAAACUACGCAAAUUGGCUUUGUAAAACACUCUUGCUGGGUAGGAAGUCAGGAAUCUUUAUAGAUUCUAUUUCCAAGAUCACGAAUUUAUAAAGGAAAUGACAGAAAAGUGCAAAUUGUAUACACAAGCUGAUGAGAUAAAAAAAUAAAUUUAUUCCAGAAAAUUGUGA
Paramecium tetraurelia is the source of this 516-nucleotide messenger RNA. RefSeq lists its product as uncharacterized. NCBI's taxonomy places the organism in Eukaryota, Ciliophora, Oligohymenophorea, Peniculida, Parameciidae. The transcript is spliced from 3 exons. The record is from RefSeq and is a predicted model, not a curated record.